This is a messenger RNA of Trifolium pratense (red clover), 1913 nucleotides long. RefSeq names its product pectinesterase 2-like. The coding region runs from base 127 to 1674 and encodes 515 amino acids. The transcript has 2 exons. Lineage: Eukaryota; Viridiplantae; Streptophyta; Magnoliopsida; Fabales; Fabaceae. Gene Ontology annotation, molecular function: pectinesterase activity; pectinesterase inhibitor activity. Gene Ontology annotation, biological process: cell wall modification. The record is from RefSeq and is a predicted model, not a curated record.
ACAAACCAAUUCCAUUUCAAUAAAUCAAAAACAUUCUUCUUUCACUUUCAAAUUAUCCAAGAUUGUUCAAAUUAACAAUUCGUACGUAAGUCCAUAAAUUAAACUCCUAAGUCCUAGUCAUUAACCAUGAUAGCAAUUCGUUUGCUUGCAACUCUUUUGGUUCCAUUUCUUCUUGCAUCAUUAGUUUCUUCUUAUUCCAUGAAUGAAGUUAAACUUUGGUGUAACAAAACCCCUAACCCUCAACCAUGUGAGUAUUUCUUGAACAAUAACCCUACUUACAAACACAAACUCAUAAAACAAAAAGUUGAUUUCUUUACACUUUCAUUACAACUUGCUCAACAAAGAGCACUCAUAGGCCAUGGAAAAAUUCUUUCAUUAGGUUCAAAAUGUAAUAACCCACGUGAAAAAUCUGCAUGGGCUGAUUGUGUUGAGCUAUAUGAACAAACCAUCCUUAAACUCAACAAAACCCUAGACACUAAAACAAAGUUUUCUCAAGUUGAUGCUCAAACAUGGCUAAGCACUGCUCUCACAAACCUUGAAACAUGUAAAAGUGGAUUCUAUGAACUUGGUGUUCAAGAUUACAUUCUUCCUCUCAUGUCCAAUAAUGUUACUAAGUUAUUAAGUAACACUUUGGCUAUUAACAAAGUUCAAUAUCAAGAACCAAGUUACAAAAAUGGUUUUCCAACAUGGGUUAAGCCAGGUGAUAGAAAACUAUUGCAAACAAGUUCUUCAUCUUCUCGACCUAAUGUAGUAGUUGCGAAAGAUGGGUCGGGAAAGUACACAACGGUUAGUGCAGCUGUGAAUGCGGCACCAAAGAAUAACAAAGGAAGGUAUGUUAUACAUGUGAAGGCUGGUGUUUACAAUGAACAAGUUGAGAUCAAGGCAAAAAAUAUUAUGUUGGUCGGAGAUGGUAUCGGAAAGACUAUAAUCACCGGUAGUAAAAGUGUUGGUGGAGGAACCACGACAUUCCGUUCUGCCACAGUUGCCGCUGUUGGAGAUGGAUUUAUUGCUCAAGAUAUCACAUUUAGGAACACCGCCGGUGCAAAUAACCAUCAAGCAGUAGCCUUACGUUCUGGAUCAGACUUAUCUGUAUUUUAUAGAUGUAGUUUUGAAGGUUAUCAAGACACACUAUACGUUCAUUCAGAUAGACAAUUCUACAAAGAAUGUAACAUUUAUGGUACAGUUGAUUUCAUAUUUGGUAAUGCUGCAGCAGUGUUUCAAAAUUGUAACAUAUUUGCAAGAAACCCUCCAAACAAAGUUAACACAAUCACUGCACAAGGUAGAACAGAUCCUAACCAAAACACUGGCAUUUCUAUUCAUAAUUCUAGGGUUACAGCCGCUUCGGAUUUGAAACGUGUUCAAAAUUCUGUUAAAACUUAUCUUGGAAGACCAUGGAAACAAUAUUCAAGGACAGUUUUUAUGAAGACUUCUCUUGAUAGUUUGAUUCAUCCUACAGGUUGGUUAGAAUGGAGUGGUAAUUUUGCAUUAAGUACUUUAUAUUAUGGAGAGUAUAUGAACACUGGUCUUGGUUCUUCGACAAGAAAUCGGGUUAAAUGGCAAGGUUAUCAUGUGAUAACGAGUGCUUCUGAGGCAUCGAAAUUCACUGUUUCAAGUUUGAUUGCGGGAAACUCAUGGUUGCCCGCAACUAAAGUUCCUUUUACAUCUACUCUUUGAUUGAGUAGAAACACUUUACUCUCAUUUGUUGAUUGUUUGAUUUGUUUAAAUAUUUAUUUUAUAUUUUUAUAAUUUGUCUUUUUUUAAUUUUUUUUUGAAAUUAUUCAUUUGUUCUUGGAUUGUAUAAUAAAAAUCAUACACAUAUUUUGUAAUAGUAAAUGCAAAAGCCUGACCCAAAAAAGAAAGGCAUGCAAAGUAAAUUUGUUGUUUAUGAUCUUAUUUGUUAGUUAUUAAUAUUA